This is a messenger RNA of Priapulus caudatus, 1694 nucleotides long. Its product is annotated as elongation factor Ts, mitochondrial-like. Gene Ontology annotation, cellular component: mitochondrial matrix. Gene Ontology annotation, molecular function: translation elongation factor activity; protein binding. Lineage: Eukaryota; Metazoa; Priapulida; Priapulimorpha; Priapulimorphida; Priapulidae. Bases 79 to 1125 code for a protein of 348 amino acids. The transcript is spliced from 2 exons. Gene Ontology annotation, biological process: mitochondrial translational elongation. The record is from RefSeq and is a predicted model, not a curated record.
GCGUACAGAGGUCGCUGUGCACGCUUCCCUCAAGAGGCAUGAGAGUUGGGUAAGCCAGUUAAAACGCAAUUGGCAAUCAUGUUCAGGACUGGCUUGCUCGUGACCGGUGCCAGGUGCAAGCCCGUGUCACUAUCCCUGAUUUACUCCUACGCCACGUCCUCGCACAAAACCCUGCUCGCGAAACUCCGCAAGAAGACCGGCUUCCCCUUCAUCAACUGCAAGAAGGCGCUCGAGAAACACGACGACUUUGACGCGGCGCUCGCGUGGCUGAAGAAGGAAGCGCAGAAGGAGGGAUGGUCGAAGGCCACCAAGCUGCAGGGCCGCACGACGCGGCAGGGCCUUGUCGGCAUCGUCCUCGAGAAAAACCUCGGCGUCAUCGUCGAGGUGAACUGCGAGACCGACUUCGUCGCACGUAACGACAAGUUCCGCGGGCUCGUCGCGUCGGCCGCCAAGAGCGCGCUCAAGCACUGCCGCUGGACGCCCGUCAACGGCCCGCUCGUGCGCGUGGACAUGGCCGCGGAUGAGAUCGGCGCGCUCGGCUGGUCGGAGGGCGGCAAGACACUGCGGGACGCGGUCGCGUUGCAGAUCGGAGCGCUCGGUGAGAACAUGAGCGUGCGGCGCGCCGUCUGCCUGCGUCCGAGCGCGGACGUGCGCCUCGCAGCGUACCUGCACCCGCCGGGCGACCGCGCGGCGAGCGGAGAGUGCGCGACGGGCAAGUUCGGCGCCGUCGUCGCGUACCGCGGCGGCGACGAAGACGACGCGGGGCGACUCGCCGAGCAACUGUGUCAGCACAUCGUCGGCAUGAAUCCCACGUCGGUCGGCCGCGACAACGAACAAGACACGGCGGCGGCGGCUUCCCCCUCGACGAACGGCACGCAGCCGGUGAAGGUAGAGAAGGAAGUGGAAGGGAAGGUACAGGCGGAGGGAGAACCGGAGGAGGAUGAGGACGGGUUCGCACGCGCGCAGCCUUUCGUGGGGGAGGAUGAGGAGGAGACGCGGCUGUGGCAUCAGGAAUUCCUCAUCGACCCCCAGCUCACCGUCGGUGAGGUCCUCGUCCAGAACAACCUCGAGAUCGUCGACUUUGUGCGCUUCGAAUGCGGGGAGAGCCUUGAGAAGGAAGACUGACCACGGCCGGAGGUUCGCAAGGCCCCCCCGCUCGAGCACGCGCGGCGGAUGCUCCAGCGAGUGUGAUCCUCCCUCUCCAUCCCUCCCCCUACUCGAGCGCGUGCGGCAGAUGCUGCCGGAGGUUCCAGCGAGUGUGACCCUCCCUCCACCUCCUUCCCCCCGCUCGAGCGCGUGCGGCGGAUGCUGCCAGAGGUUCCAGCGUGUGUCUCUCCCUCCACCUCCCUCCCCCUGCUCGAGCGCGUGCGGCCCUCCCUCCCCCAGCUCGAGCGCGUGCAGGAGAUGCAAUUGGAUUCGGAUUCGGAUUAGAUUCAAUCGUACGGAGUGGAAGUAGAUUCUACUGGAGAUUUCCCAUGCUAACACCAUCCUGGGAAAUUUUCUGUUUCGGGUUACGAGAUGAUCGCACGUUUCAAAAUGGUACAUUUGUGUGCAUUUGUUCUUUGUGGAAACGAAAUGUUGGGACCAGUAGGGACCAAAUACACACACUCCUCUAAGGUUUAUUUAUAACAAUAAAAAUGGAAAUGCACCAAAGACAAUGAUCGGUAUGAAUACAUCAGAAUAGUUUCUCUUGA